Anolis carolinensis (green anole) is the source of this 4325-nucleotide messenger RNA. RefSeq names its product ovochymase 2 (gene ovch2). Gene Ontology annotation, molecular function: serine-type endopeptidase activity. Lineage: Eukaryota; Metazoa; Chordata; Lepidosauria; Squamata; Anolidae. The record is from RefSeq and is a predicted model, not a curated record. Gene Ontology annotation, biological process: proteolysis; acrosome reaction. The transcript has 22 exons. The coding region runs from base 173 to 2806 and encodes 877 amino acids.
UUGUCUAAAUGUAGAGGUCUGUAAUAGUGACUGGUCAAAAGCUUUACCGCUGGUUUAAUCAGUAACCUGCACUUUUAAUUAGUCAGUCACUGCUCUCCCACUGUGUUAUAGUUUCUUCUUUGCUACUAUAAAGUUCUUGUCUUGCAUUUGCGCAGUCACUUACAGCUUGAUCAUGUCAGUGGCUUCAGGUUGGUUGCUCUUGCUUGUGCUUGGGGCAAUUUACCUCCAAGAAGGAAGAUCUACACCUGUGUCUGAACAAGAUUUGAAAUGUGGGCAGAAAGCCCAUGCCACAGACCCAUGGCCUUUUUAUGGUUACCUCUCUCGGAUUGUUGGUGGGAACCAGGUGCACCAAGGUUCACAUCCCUGGCAGGUUUCCUUGAAAAGGAAUAACCAUCAUUUCUGUGGAGGAACCCUUGUUUCUACUCAGUGGGUAGUCACGGCAGCUCACUGUGUUGUAAGCAGCUCUCUGCUCAGUUUGCUGACUGUCACUGCUGGAGAACAUGACCUGAGCCUGAAAGAUAAAGAAGAACAGACCUUACAAGUUAAACAAAUAAUCAGACACCCAAAAUUUAACAGGAAGAAACCAAUGGAUUAUGACAUUGCCCUUCUAAAAAUGAAUGGUCACUUUCAAUAUGGUUCAGCAGUUUGGCCAAUAUGCCUUCCAGAGCCGAAUGAAAGGUUUGAUCCAGGAUUUAUAUGCAUGACUUGUGGCUGGGGCCGCUUAAGAGAAAGUUCUUGUCUUGUAUUCGGCUUUUCAGAUGGGAUGCUGCCCGAAAUCCUCCAUGAAGUGGAAUUGCCCAUCUUAGACCAGAAUGAAUGUUCAAGAGUGCUGUCAACCUUGAAGAAACCUAUAAAAGGUGACACCAUAAUGUGUGCUGGGUUUCCAGAUGGAGGAAAAGAUGCAUGCCAGGGAGAUUCUGGAGGCUCCCUUGUGUGCAGACGUGACCAUGGUUCUUGGACCCUGGUUGGGGUGACCUCGUGGGGCACAGGAUGCGCUCGUAGCUGGAUAUAUAACUUGAAGGAAAAGUAUGAAAGAAGAGGCACACCAGGCAUUUUUACAAAUCUUACUAAGGUGCUCCCCUGGAUGCAACAGCAUAUGGAUGCCGAUGUCAAAAUGAAAAGUUCUGCAGCAUCAUGCAGUAUUCAAGAUGGUAAGCUCCCUGGCAAAGAAGGAAUGCUGAUUUUCCCUGGAGAUGGCAAGCAAUAUUAUCCAGACAACCAGCUGUGUGUUUGGACUCUGCUUGUCCCAGAAGGAAUGCAUAUAUUGUUGGAUUUUUCCCAUUUUGAUCUGGAGCCAGAUCCAUUCUGUGACUAUGAUUCCUUGUCAGUGAUUUCUAUGGAUGACAGACUUGUUGGGAAAUUCUGUGGAAUGUUUCCUCCUUUGCCCAUCUUGAUUGGCUCCAAUGGUGUAAGGCUAAAAUUUGUAUCUGAUAACAAGGAACAUGGAACUGGAUUUUCCAUGAUACACCAGGCUAUUGAACCAGCUUCCCUUUCAGAUUCUGGCUGUGGAUCUCUAGCAAUUCUCUUUGAGGAAGGAACAGUGCAAAGCAUGCAUUAUCCUGAGCCAUAUAGUAACUUUGCAGACUGUCAAUGGAUUAUUCACGCUCCAGAAGAUCAUGUGGUCAAGCUCACAUAUGAAAGCUUUGAAAUAGAGGAAAAUGAAGACUGCACUUAUGACUCAGUGACAGUCUAUGAAAAUGUUAUAAAGGAACAUGAAAUAGCUCGAUCAUGUGGAUUUGCUGUUCCUGCACCAGUUUUGAGUUCCUCUAGCACCAUGCUAAUCAAGUUUCAUUCGGACGAAACAGAAAGCUUUGGUGGAUUUAAGGCCAUUUUUAAGUUCAUCGCUGUUGCUGUUGCCACAGGGACAGAAAGUGAGGGACAGAAAUCUUCUGAACGGGGACACAGACAACAAAACAAACACUACAAAAAUGAUUUGAACAUAUCAAAUUCAAGCACUGAAGUGUUGGUUCCUGAAGAAACAAGUAAUGCUACAAAUGCAACUGACAUCCCUGACAACAUUUGUGGAGUUGCAUUAAAUCAACCCAGAUUUCUCUUCAGUCGAAUAGUUGGGGGUGAGGAGGCUGUACCAUAUUCUUGGCCCUGGCAAGCCAGUAUUCAAAUUUUGGAUGAAAAUCUCUGUGGUGGAACUGUUCUUACAAGCACAUGGAUUAUCACUGCUGCUCAUUGUUUUAAAGGAAAGGAAAAGUACAAAGAUCUUUGGAAAGUGGUUGCGGGGGCCCAUGACAUAGGAGAUCAAGAACAAAACAGUCAGAAAAGAGCAGUGAAGCAGUACAUUCUGCAUCCAGAUUUUAAUGCUACAAUGACAGAUGCUGACAUUGCACUAGUACAAUUGACAGAGCCUUUGAAGUUCAACCAUUAUGUCCGUCCUGUCUGCCUUCCUAAGAAGGAUGAAAAGUUGGAGCCUUCAAGGCUGUGUAUCAUAACAGGAUGGGGCAUUCAGUAUGAAGAUGGAGAAAAAUCAAGAAAGCUUCACCAGCUUGAAGUUCCUAUUUUGGUUUCUGAAGAAUGCCAGCGAUACUACAUGAAUCACUCUGGCAGCGUGACCAAGCGGAUGUUCUGUGCUGGAUUCCCAUCUGAAGGGGGAAAGGAUGCAUGCACAGGUGAUUCUGGUGGCCCAUUGGUUUGUCCUUCAGAAGACUCAAGCUACUACAACCUUAAUGGCAUAAUCAGCUGGGGCUUUGGCUGUGGAAGGAACGGCUAUCCGGGAGUUUAUACAAAUGUUGGUUCUUUCACAGAUUGGAUUGAUCAACACAUCUCUGGUAACAACUCAUCAAACAAAGCAUGAACAUUUUCAUGUGAAUGUAUGCUUUCAAAACAAGCAUCGUAUGGAAGUAUAUUCUCUGAUUCAUCUAUAUGCGUCCUAGCAAUGCUACAGACAGAACUCAUGGACCGCAUUUGUCAUACAUAAUUCAAUAACAUUUUUUAAAAAGUUCAGCUUUUGCGUGGGGAAACAAUAUCUGUAUGGGUUUGAAAAUCAAUGUCAUUUCAUGUGGUAAAACAAUGAUAUCUAUGGCAUUUUUCCUCAGAGAUGUAAAUCUCACAGAGUUUUGUAAGGCAUAUUCCCUAGUGCUUGGAAAGGCAUAAAAUUGCAAAUGUGGAGACACUUUACUAGGAGUAAGUCCUAGUGAACAGAGUUACUUCUGAGUAAACAUGUUUAAAAUUGGUUAACAAGUGAUUUUUAAAAUGUUCAUAGGAAACAUUUUAUUACAGUAAACAUGUAAAUGUGCAUAUAUUAUUUUCACAUGUAUUGAUAUGCAUUUUAUCAUACAUGAGCAAGAUUUGAUUCAGAAAUGCAAAAGAAUAAGUGACAUUCCUGUUCCAAGCAGGUGAAGGACAUCUCACCCUGAAAAUCACAAGUCACUCAUGAGAAGCAUGUUUUUGAUCUUCUCUUGCUCCAUGCAUAAGCAUCUUAUAAGGGGGAUCUGCAUAUCCACAAUGGGGAAAUAUAGUGUCCCAGAUUUAAUUGUUAUGCCUACUUAUAUUUCUGCAUGCACUGACUAUUACCUAGGUCAGUUUCUCAAACUGUGCUCCUCCAGAUGUUUUGGACUUCAGCUCCCACAGUUCCUAACAGCUGGUAAACUGGCUGAGAUUUCUGUGAGCUGAAGUCCAAAACACCUGGAGGAGCACAGCUUGGGAAACACUGGCUUAAGUAGUAGCAGAAAGAUUAAAUGAAUAAGGAUAGUUAUUAGAAUUUUUCAAAUCUUCAGACACCAUUGUCCUAUAAUAAAAGUAACUUUAUGCUAUCAAUUAAUGAAUGAGUCUGGAUAUAUUUGAAACAACUUAUUAAGUAAGAGGGAGAAUGUGUGGAAGGGGUUCCAGCAUAGGCAUGGCUGUUAACACCCAUGCCUUACCCAGCACUUUACACAAGUGAAAGAACCCCAUCAGGUAUGAGCCAGUGGCUGAAGCAUCUAGGCCUGGGGCAAAGAAUAGUGGAACCCAUAGCAAGAAGCUUAUAGGUGAAAAGCCUUUAUCUGAGCAUUUCUACAAAAGCUAUAUACCUCUUGUUGCUCAGACCUGAGAGGAUGGGCAACAGGAAGAACUGGUUGGUUGGCUGGGUUUACUGGAAAAACCUGAAAGGGAGAUGAAUUAAAACAGUGGCAAAAAGCAAAAUCUCUGACCUCUGACUUGGCUGAUAACACAGCCUUUUAACCCCAACCCACUCCUACUUUUGCUUCUGGUGUGAGGAGGUGGACCUCCCUGACAAGUCUGGUAGUUUUAAUGCAAUCAUUACUUAAUGUUGAGAGUUAGUGCCCUACCUAUUAAUCAAUACCUUACCUAUUAAAAAUACUAUGAAAACUCCCAAA